This is a messenger RNA of Stylophora pistillata, 1061 nucleotides long. Its product is annotated as protein rolling stone. The record is from RefSeq and is a predicted model, not a curated record. Gene Ontology annotation, cellular component: membrane. Lineage: Eukaryota; Metazoa; Cnidaria; Anthozoa; Scleractinia; Pocilloporidae.
UAGAUUCAGCUGCGUGAACUUCCACCUUCAAAGAUGUGUCGAGAAGAAUUUCGUUUGCGAAACUUUAAAUUAUGGCACCCGGUCCUACAAGAUUUUACACAUUCCCGGUGGCUGUCCUUGCCUCUUUUCCUUGCCUACCGUGUGAUUGUCUUUGGUUACAAUUUCGCCUGGCUCCUCUACAACAUUUACCUCUACCGGGCCAAGCUGUUUAUUUUCCUGACAAACUGGACUUACCUGAUACUCAACCUGUUUUUCCUGCAAGCAACAACGCUCUCCUUUUGCGCUUUCUGCAAUGAAUACCGGGAUAGCCGUGAAACUCACCCCAGUACCAACGACAAACCAGAGUCGAGUGUCGGGAUCGAGAUGAGAUCUGGUGACGACAAAAUCGAAAGUGAUGAAGCCACGACUGAAGUAACCCACGAGAAAGAUGCUCUGUGCUUUCACCACAAAUUUUUUUGGCUUCUGUACAUCAUCAGUGCCAACGCAGGUUUAUUAGUGACCGUGGGGUACUGGACAGUGUUGUUUGAGGAAGAUGAGCCAGUCGACCUGAACAAUAUAACCAAACACGCCCUCAAUUCUGUGUUUAUGGUGAUUGACACAUUCCUUAGCUCAAUCCCAGUACGCCUCUUCCAUUUUAUAUACGCCCUGGUGUAUGUCGUCGUAUACCUGGCCUUUACUGUAGUUUAUUGGCAGUUGGGUGGCACUAACAUUCAAGGGCAGCCUUACAUCUACAAACUUCUUGAUUACAACAACUUCGAAGCGUCCACUGGCUGCCUAGUGGCUUUUUUUCUUCUCCUUGUCCUGCCAGUUUUACAAAUGAUUUUGUUUGGUCUCGUCAAGCUGAGAGACUGCCUCCGAGGAACACAGCACAAAGAGUAAAUCUCUUCUUGCAUUUCUCGUCUUGAGAAAUUAGUUAGGUCUACGUGUAACAACAGGUGGAAUGCCAAAGUAGACAUCCAUGGUGAAAACUGUUUUACGCAGCUGCAAAUACUAUCCCACUAUUAACCACAUAUAAAAUCGUUAUCUUGUAAAUAUACAUGUAUAUUCAAGCCUUAGUUGUU